Saprolegnia parasitica CBS 223.65 is the source of this 520-nucleotide messenger RNA. RefSeq lists its product as hypothetical. The coding region runs from base 33 to 494 and encodes 153 amino acids. The transcript has a single exon. Gene Ontology annotation, molecular function: phosphatidylinositol binding. NCBI's taxonomy places the organism in Eukaryota, Oomycota, Saprolegniomycetes, Saprolegniales, Saprolegniaceae. The record is from RefSeq and is a predicted model, not a curated record.
GACUUUUCCGGCCAGCACCACUUUGAGUUCCGAUGGGCUGCACGCAAUCUGCCGACAUCGUCGAAGUGUCUGCGCCGACCUUUAUGGACGAAUGCACGGCGAGCGCGCCGGCGUCCAAGAGCCUCAAGUACUCGCCACCGACCUCGUCCGGCUCCAAGAGCGCGUCCGUCGUCCUCGAGCCGAUCGUUGUCCCGCCGCCCGUGUACGUGAUCGAAGAAGAGACGGUGUUUGAGAAUGGCGCCGUGCACUACGUGAUCCUCGGCCCCAAUGAGCUCUUUCUCAAGAAGCGCUACAACGACUUCAAGCUGCUGCACACGACCCUAGCCGAGGACGGCGCCGAGCUGCCCGACAUGCCCGACGUGACGCUCUGGAGCGCGCUCUCGCGCCACAACGGCCAGCUCAUUUCCGACCGACGGGAGCGCUUCCAGGCCAUCUUGGACGCUGUCGCAGCAAAGCACCACGAGUCGCGUGCGAUGGCCACGUUCGCCGCCUAGUCCUUUUUCUAUUUCUUAAUAAUUUU